AUGAAAGGUCUGUAAGUUAUGGAAGUUCUGAACACGAGUAAGCCCUACAUAUAAAAGCACAUGAAACCUGUCAAUACAAAUAAUUGUGUGAUUAAAUAGCAUUGGCAUAACAAUGUUCACAGAUAACGAUUUUUCACAUUAGUCGGGCGAAUAGCGCUCACGAACUAGUAUAGAUAAGGACGUCACAGAAAGAGAAGAUUUUACAAGGUCAAAAGACGAUAGGCCGGUCUCGGACUCAGAAAUCGGGAUACGAUUAAUAGCUGUGGUCAGAAGCACGCCUUAUUUUGCUUAUCAAGCGAACUUUGCUUCAGUAAAUUCAAUGUAUGCUUUUUGAUAACAGCGGAGUUUGUUGCUUUCCGGAAAUGUCAUUGAAAUGCCAGUUAAUACUUUACGAUAUUCAGUGCUCUCAGUCGACUGUACAAAGCGAGAGGAUCGUUAGUUCACCUUAUCGAAACAUUGGAAAUAAGAGAUAUUGAAAGCACUUAUUUAAUCAGUGUGCUUUUUUCUGAAUCAUUCUUUUAUGCAGAUGGCCGUUUGGUCAUAUUUGUAGACUCGACCAGGCAUGGAAUCUGUUAGGGAAAAAAUAGCAGUAUUUACAACGGACACCUGCGACUAGUAUGCUUCAGAUCAUUUGAAGAAUUUUCACCAACAAGUUUUCUCUGUAAACAGCCCACUACUAUAGUAUUUCGCCAGUGAAUGUGAGCGUAUUUCGUAAUUUUUAAAGCGAUAUCAAGGAAGUAGAAAUAGAGCAUUCGGAUCAACCUUUGCGGAUUCACGAAAGAUAUUAACUUUUAGUUGCGGGCACAAUGACUUGCUUUUCUUUUUUCAUCCCAACCACUUUCGAUAUGAAUUUAAAUGCACUAAGCUGCGUUCAUAUGGAUACCGAAAUUCGACUGAGACGGUUAAUGCCUUGCCUGUUCUGUUUUAUCGACCUCACAAAAAGUACCCUGCCAUAUGUUUAAAAGUUAAGAAGCCGCUGGUGUUGGGCCCCUUCGUUGUAACUAAGGGAAUAUUUUCAUAUGACAUGUCCCACUAAAACAAAUGAUCUCUUGUUAGCAUUAUCUACAUGGUAAUAGAUGUCAUGAAUUUCUGAAGAAGAAGAAGAAGAAGAAGAAGACGAAGAAAAAGAAAGAAGACGAAGAAGAAGAAGAAAAAGAAGAAGAAGAAGAAGAAGAAGAAGAAGAAGAAGAAGAUGAUGAUGAUGAUGAUGAUGAUGAUGAUGAUGAUGAUGAUGAUGAUGAUGAUGAUGAUGAUGAUGAUGAUGAUGAUGAUGAUGAUGAUGAUGAUGAUGAUGAUGAUGAUGAUGAUGAUGAUGAUGAUGAUGAUGAUGAUGAUGAUGAUGAUGAGAACGCAGCUGAUUUUAUGAGAAUAAAGCAUUUUUAG
Molecule: messenger RNA, 1383 nt
Organism: Spirometra erinaceieuropaei
Lineage: Eukaryota; Metazoa; Platyhelminthes; Cestoda; Diphyllobothriidea; Diphyllobothriidae
Source: the annotation of a GenBank genome assembly